AUGUCAUCAAGAAAAAUUCUCCAAGUGGCCGGAGGGUCAUCUAAGAUUUACCCAGGAUCAAAUGCCCUUGUGUCAACAACCUUACAUUAUGCAGCAGAAGUAGGAGACGUAAGAAGGGUAAGAAAGCUCCUUAUCGCCGGCGCUCAUACACGAGACCAAGAUCGGCGUGGUCGCACACCUCUCCACAUUGCCCUAGACUGCAGUAUGGAAGAAACUGCAGAAGUCCUCUUGGAAGCGGAUAGCAAGAUCUCUAUUCAAGAUGAAGAUGGAAAUGCUCCCUUACAUUUAGCUGCAAGGGAAGGAUUUGUAGGAAUCGUUAGGAAGCUCCUUGCUGCGGGUGCAGAUACACGUGAACAGAAUCAACACGGUCAAACUCCCCUCCACGUUGCUGUGGACUGCAGGGCGGAGGAUAUUGCAGAAGUUCUCCUGGAAGCGGAUAGCAAUGUUGCCAUCCAAGAUAAAGAUGGAAAUGCUCCCUUACACUUAGCUGUGAGGGAAAGAUUUUUAGAAAUGGUGAGAAAGCUUCUUGCCGCUGGUGCUAAGACACGUGACCAAGAUCGACGAGGCCAAACUCCCCUCCACAUUGCUCUAAGCUCCAGUGUGCAGGACAUUGCAGAAGUUCUCUUGAAAGCGGACAGCAGGAUUACCGCUCAAGAUGAAGAUGGAAAUGCUCCCUUACAUUUAGCUGCGAGGGGUGGAUUUGUAGGUAUAGUUAGAAAGCUACUUGUUGCCGGUGCAGACACACGUGACCAAGAUCGACGUGGGCAGACUCCCCUCCACGUUGCUCUGGACUGCAGGGCGGAGGACACAGCAGAAGUUCUUGCGGAAGCGAGCGGCAAGAUUGCCAUACAAGAUGAUGAUGGAAAUACUCCUUUGCACAUAGCUGCUAGGGAAGGAUUUACAAGGAUAGUGAGAAAACUUUUUGUCGGGAGCGUGAGUGUACGCUUCCAAGACCUAUGUGGCCGGACACCCCUUCAUACUGCUCUCUACUGGAGAAAGGAGGGUGCCGCAGAAGUCCUCUUAAAUGCAGACAUGCAAUACAACAUUCUAGACGAAGACGGGAAUGCUCCUUUGCACGUAGCUGCAAGGGUAGGAUAUGUGGGAAUAGUGAGAAAGCUUAUUGCCUUCGGCGCUAAUGUCCGACUUCAAGAUGGGCGUGGCAAGACGCCUCUCCACGUAGCUAUUGACUGGAAUAGAAAGGAUAUAGCAAAAGUUCUCUUGGAGGCAGAAAGCUUACAUGACAUAUAA
Uloborus diversus is the source of this 1248-nucleotide messenger RNA. Its product is annotated as ankyrin-1-like. Bases 1 to 1248 code for a protein of 415 amino acids. The record is from RefSeq and is a predicted model, not a curated record. The transcript is spliced from 2 exons. NCBI's taxonomy places the organism in Eukaryota, Metazoa, Arthropoda, Arachnida, Araneae, Uloboridae. Gene Ontology annotation, molecular function: protein binding.